ACAGGUUGAGAACCGCUGGCCUAUAUGGUAGCGAUGCUCCUAACAAUGGACCCGCAGAACCAGCCGGCCUCUGGGUGAAGAUAACGGCACUAACAUCCAUGACCUCAAGAAAAAAAUGAGCAGUUUGCAUGGCAACCCCUCCCUUCCGGCCUCGAGGGGGCGGUAGGAAACCUCCGCACGUGGAUCCACACGAUUCCCACACCGCGCGUCCAUCCGGGCAACUGGCCAGUCGGCCCAGACUACGCAGGCGCCAGGGCUGCGGCGGCUGGGGGCGGGACCCCGGUUUCCCUAGAGACCGGGCGGAAGCGGCCGGAAGCUGCGCUACGAUUGGCCGCCGCGGGAGGGAGAGCUGGGGGCGGGGCCCGAGGCGGAAGGCGCCCGCGACGAGGAAGAGGACGCGGCUCCGGCCAUGGAAGGCGCGGAGGCGGGGGUGUCGGUCGGCUCGCCGGUUCAUGAUAGGGCGGUGCCAGCAGGAAGUCCUUCCUCCAGAGUCAUAGUACACGUGGACCUGGACUGCUUUUAUGCACAAGUAGAAAUGAUCUCAAAUCCGGAACUAAAGGGCAAACCCUUAGGUGUUCAGCAGAAAUAUUUGGUGGUUACCUGCAACUAUGAAGCUAGGGAACUUGGAGUAAAGAAACUUAUGAAUGUAAGAGAUGCAAAAGAAAAGUGUCCACAGCUGGUGUUAGUUAAUGGAGAAGACUUGACGCGUUACAGAGAGAUAUCAUACAAGGUUACAGAGUUGUUGGAAGAAUUUAGUCCAGUUGUUGAGAGACUUGGAUUUGAUGAAAAUUUUGUGGAUCUAUCAGAAAUGGUUGAGAAGAGACUACAGCAGCUUCCAAGUGAUGACCUUUCAGCGCUGACUGUGUCGGGUCAUGUAUACAAUAAUCAGUCUAUAAACCUGCAUGACGUCUUGCACAUCAAACUACUUGUUGGAUCUCAGAUUGCGGCAGAGAUGCGGGAAGCCAUGUACAAUCAGCUGGGUCUCACUGGCUGUGCUGGAGUAGCUUCCAAUAAAUUACUGGCAAAAUUAGUUUCUGGCAUCUUUAAACCAAAUCAACAAACAGUCUUACUACCUGAAAGUUCUCAAGAUCUCAUUCAUAGUUUGAAACACAUAAAGGAAAUGCCUGGUAUUGGCUAUAAAACUGCCAAACGCCUGGAAGCACUGGGUAUCAGUAGUGUGCAUGAUCUUCAGACCUUUUCAUCCAAAAUAUUAGAAAAGGAAUUAGGAAUUUCCAUUGCUCAGCGUAUCCAGAAGCUCAGUUUUGGAGAAGAUAACUCUCCUGUAACACCCUCAGGACCACCUCAGUCCUUUAGUGAAGAAGAUUCACUUAAAAAAUGUUCAUCAGAAGUUGAAGCUAAAAGUAAGAUCCGAGAGUUACUUGCUAGUCUUUUGAAGAGAGUAUGCCAAGAUGGAAGGAAGCCACAUACAAUAAGAUUAAUAAUCCGUCGGUAUUCAUCUGAGAAGCACUGUAGCCGUGAGAGUCGUCAGUGCUCUAUUCCAUCCCACAUAAUUCAGAAGUUAGGGACAGGAAGUUAUGAUGUGAUGACGCCAAUGCUUGACAUACUUAUGAAACUUUUUCGAAGCAUGGUGAAUGUGAAGAUGCCAUUUCAUCUUACCCUUUUAAGUGUGUGCUUCUGCAACCUUAAAUCACUAAAUACUACUAAGAAAGGGACUAUUGAUUAUUAUUUAACACCAUCAUUAUCAACAACUUCAUGCUCUGGCAAGCGCAGUUUUAAAAUGAAAGAUACUCAAAUGGAGGAUUUUUCGAAAGACAAAAAAACAAAUUGGGAUUUUCUACCAACUGGAAGAAUUGAAAGUCCAAGAACUGGGGAGUCUCCACUAAGUUUUUCUAAAGAUCAAAACAGUGAUGAUUUCCCACUCUGCUCACUUCCUGAGGGUAUUGACCAAGAAGUCUUUAAACAGCUUCCAGUACAUAUUCAAGAAGAAAUCCUGUCUGGAAAAUCUAGAGAAAAAGUUCAAGGGAAAGGAAGUUUGAGUUCUCCAUUACAGGCCUCUAGAGGAAUAUUAUCUUUCUUUUCUACAAAACAAAUGCAAGAUAGUCCCUUAAAUCCUAGAGAUAAUUUAUCUAAUAGCAAACAGAUAUCCUCAUUGUCUCCCUGUGAACCAGGAACCUCAGGCUUAAAUAACAGUUCCUCUUACCUGUCCAGCCAAAAGGAUUAUUCACAUUAUUUAAACAGUAGCUUAAAAGAUGAACGAAUGAGUCAAGGACCUAAAAAGUCUCAAGGAUUCCACUUUUCAAAUACAAACCCCACUGUACCUGUUUUUCAUUCAUUUCCAAAUUUGCAGAGUGAGCAACUUUUCUCCAAAAACCGCACUACAGAUAGCCAUAAGCACCCGACAGCUGCGGCGUCUCAUUAUGAAGGACUUGCAGAAAAUAGAGAGCAAGAUUCUACUGCUGAGAAAAUUACUUUUCCUUCUGAUGUUGAUCCUAAAGUUUUCUAUGAACUUCCAGAAGAGGUACAAAAAGAACUGUUGGCUGAUUGGAAGAGAACAGGAUCAGAUUUCCACGAUGUACAUAAAUAAGCAUGUUCAGAAAAAGUCUAAAAAACAAGGGGAAGAUCAUUGUUCUCAGAUUAGCAGUUUAUUAAGCUCGUCUAAAUGAAACACUAAUCGAUAUUUAAUAAUGUCACAAUCCAAUAUAAAAUGUUCUAAAGCAAGAAUAGUUAUGGGAAGUAAAUUCUGACACAAAAUAUAAAAAACUCAUAAUAGGAGAAAUAAUGUAAAACAUUACCUUAUUUCUAAAACUAUUUUAUAUUGCUUUUCAAUAAAAAUAUAUCUUAGCAUUAGUUCAUGUCCCAUAAAAUGAGGGGAAAGAUAUACUGUAUAUGCCUGCAUAUAAAAAAUAGACUGGCCAAAUCAUUGCUAUGCCAUAGCAAAUAACUUUUUCUAUGAAAUGUGGAAUAUUUCAAGAAAUUUAGCCCAUUAAGAAACAGCCAAGCCCGGCUGGUGUUGCUCAGUGGUUGAGCAUCAACCUAUUAACCAGGAGGUCAUGGUUUGAUUCCCAGUCAGGGCACAUGCCCAGGUUGCCAGCUCGAUCCCCAGUAGGGGGCAUGCAAGAGGCAGCAGAUCAGUGAUUCUCACUCAUCAUUGAUGUUUCUAUUUCUCCCUCUCCCUUCCUCUCUGAUAUGAAUAAAAAUAUAUAUUUUUUAAAAAUUAACCAAAUAAAUUCUGCCAACUCACCUGUUAAAAAUGUAGAUAUCUUUGAAGUACUAUGUACCAUUUAUUAAGUUAAUUUUUUUAAAUAGGAAAGUGAUACAAAUUCAAUUAAUGCCUCUUAUUACACCUGGAACCUACCACAAUGCCUGACACACAGAGGGCAUUCAAUGACUAUUGAAUAAAGGGGUGAGGAGUGGGCAGGCAAGUGACUAUACAAGUAGAGAACUAGAAGGAACUUUCCAUGCAGAAAGAUGAAAAGAAGGACAGACACUAGAAGUGCAAGGUAGAGUGGGUCUAUAAGGGUGCUAGGUAGUGAAAGAGGUCCAUUUCCUCUGACCAGUCUGUAGGGUCUACAAGCAGUGAUUAUGUUUUUGCAUCUCUACAUUUUGUAGAUGAGACUAAGAAUGUCAUAUCCACAACAAAUAUACAGUCACUAAAGUGA
This is a messenger RNA of Myotis myotis, 3620 nucleotides long. RefSeq names its product DNA polymerase iota (gene POLI). The record is from RefSeq and is a predicted model, not a curated record. Gene Ontology annotation, biological process: translesion synthesis. The transcript has 10 exons. NCBI's taxonomy places the organism in Eukaryota, Metazoa, Chordata, Mammalia, Chiroptera, Vespertilionidae. Gene Ontology annotation, molecular function: DNA-directed DNA polymerase activity; damaged DNA binding. Bases 410 to 2545 code for a protein of 711 amino acids.